AUGUUCACAACUAACGCUGUACAAGCCGGCUCGGUUCCGACUCUUCAAUAUCAAGAGCAUCCUCAAAAAUCACAAGGCAAAAAUAUAGAAAAUGUCCAACAAAAAACGCAGCAGACUCAGCAAACACAACAGGAGUUUCCAACAUUUUGUUAUACAACCAAUGUUAAUAUGAUUGGUAAAAUUGGUACUGGUGCAACUGGUAGUGCAGGAGGUGUUACUGGUGGUGUUAAUAUAGCACAAUUAACCACUAGUGAUGAUAAGACAUGUUAUAUAGCUCAACCUUUCUCCUAUAACUAUGCCCUGGUCAAUCAAAUGCAAAUAGCACCAAAUGGACUCCAAAAUACAAUAUCAAAUAUUAGUUUUAAAUGUGAUGUCUGUGGACUUAUGUUUGGCCAUCUUACCCUACUAAAUGCUCAUAAAAGGAUACAUUCACAAGAUGCGGAUAACAAUAUAACUGUAGUGGCAACAGGAGUAAAUACAACAAAUGAAGCAGCAAUGCCACCUCAUAUACAAAUCCUAUCAACUGACCCAAAUGAUCAGCAACAGCAUCAUGUACAAAUACCUGAAACUAAACCAGUUGUGAUUGACAAAGUACAGAAAUGCAUCACAUGUGGUGGCCCUAUCACUAAUAAUCCAAAAAGAAAAGGACCGAAACUAAUAAGAUGUGAAAACUGUAUAGCUCAAGAUUCAAUAGAACAGAGGAACAAUCAAAUGAACUCUACACAGAUAUUUGUAGCGACAGAAAAUAAUGUGAAAUUUGAAGUUAGCGGUGUGAGUGGAGUACAGAAUACUGCGGAUCCUCUGGCGCCAGCUGCUACCAACCAACAGCAACAAACGCAACAGAAACCUUUGCCUGGACACCAUCCUGUAAAAAAAAGAAAUUUAGCAUCAGUAACAAAAUGUCAAAAUUGUAAUGGAUCUGGAAUAGUCUUUGUGGGAGGUAACAAGAAUAAAAAUAACCAAGCAAACGCAGACAAACCAUUCCAUUGCAAUAUAUGUGGCGGUUCCUUCUCAAGAUACUCAUCAUUAUGGUCACAUAAAAAACUACAUUCUGGUGAAAAAAAUUUUAAAUGUGGUAUAUGUGGGAUUGCAUUUGCUAAAGCUGUAUAUCUUAAGAAUCACUCUAGGAUACACACGGGGGAAAAACCAUACAGAUGUCAAACGUGUGGAAUGCAGUUUUCGCAAUCACCGCAUUUGAAAAAUCAUGAGCGAACGCAUUCAGGGGAGAAACCAUAUGUUUGUGAGGUAUGCGACAAAGGCUUCGCUAGACAUGCAACGUUAUGGAAUCACCGGCGGAUCCACACGGGAGAGAAACCAUACAAAUGUGACGUGUGCGGCUCAGCCUUCAGUCAAGCGGCUCACCUCAAGAACCACGCGAAGGUGCAUUCCGGCGAGAAGCCCUUCAAAUGCGACAUCUGCACCGCUGCCUUCGCAGACAGAUUUGCGCUCAAGCGACAUCGGGGCAUACACGAUAAAUAUGGUCAAACAGCACCACUACCUUCUAGAAUACAACAAAACCAACAAGAGCAGCAAGUGUCUCAACAGCAAACAACCAGUGAACAGCAACAGAACACACAAAAUACUGUUGAAAUGGAACACAACAGUGAACAAACUCUA
Molecule: messenger RNA, 1617 nt
Organism: Brenthis ino (lesser marbled fritillary)
Lineage: Eukaryota; Metazoa; Arthropoda; Insecta; Lepidoptera; Nymphalidae
Source: the annotation of a GenBank genome assembly